Bicyclus anynana (squinting bush brown) is the source of this 3542-nucleotide messenger RNA. It is a transcript of the gene wdp, whose product is annotated as protein windpipe. Lineage: Eukaryota; Metazoa; Arthropoda; Insecta; Lepidoptera; Nymphalidae. The record is from RefSeq and is a predicted model, not a curated record. Bases 365 to 2581 code for a protein of 738 amino acids. The transcript has 3 exons. Gene Ontology annotation, molecular function: protein binding.
AAACUCUCAGUGCAGUUCGAGUCACCAAGUCGUAUCGGAACGGCGGAGUCGGCGUUCGGCAGUCCGCAACGAACCACGGAGUAGAGAGCGCGCAAACGGCCACGUCCUAGCCGCCAGCCGCAACGACGUGGCGUGAUGUCCACAGAAUAAAAAAAUACCGGCCGUGCACCAAUUGAAAAGUGACAGUGCGUCAGUGAGAAGAAUUUGUGCUCGGGAUUUUAUACAGGACUCAUAACCAUCAUCGACUACGACUUCGCCUCCAUUUACAUUUUUUUUUUCAUUUUGCACAACAUUUUCAGAAGUGCAAGAAGUGGGAUGUCGUGACUAUUGAAGCUUAUAUUUUUGGUGGCCUAAAAUAACCAAGAUGGCGAGGCUUCCUUCGUAUACCUAUCUUCUUGCUGCGUCGAUACUUCUAGCGCCCACGCUAGCGGCCGUCUGUCCCGAUAGCUGUGUUUGCAGCACUACACGUGACGGCCUUCAUCGUGUCACCUGCAGCAACCUUCUAGAACUCUACAAAUACACCCUUCGUCAGAAACAUCAUAACAUUAACAUACUUGAUCUAUCACAUAACAAUAUCACCAAAAUUACACACGAAUUGGACAGACUAACUGAAUUGGUCACUUUAGAUCUCUCUACUAAUGGCCUUACGGAAAUAAAUAAGUUUUUGCACAAUACGAAAAAAAUUGUUCACCUGAAUCUUGCGCAUAAUCGAUUACGAAAGAUUUUAUUGCAACAUCUGCCCAUAAGCGUCAGUUCUUUAGAUUUAACCGGAAAUCUAUUAACUGAUGUACCAUCUGAUUUUGGACAUUUGCCUAGUUUGGAACAUCUAGAGCUAGAAGGAAAUCCACUAGACUGUUCAUGCAAUAAUAUAGUUAGCAGAAAUCGAUUAUUGGUAGCGAAUGUGCAUAUCGAUGAUGUAAAAUGUCAUACUCCAGCCCGAUUAAAAGGUCGAUCUUGGCUAGAAUUAAAAACUAAAGAUAUCUGCAAAGUCUCCAAAACGGAUUUCAUGGAUAUGAUGAUGGGAGAUGAUCCGAUGGAUGCUGUUCAAAUAGGCGAAGAAAGUACAGCCUUGAAAUCAAUGCCUUUGGUAGCUAGUAGCGAUUUAGAAGAUGGUAAGAUAGUUCACGGUGCUGAUUUAGGAGAAGAUGAUGAUAGUUUACAAUUCAUGAGAGUAGGGCAUAAGUUAUCAUCUUCAUCGAGUGAAAUAGAGGGAUCGGGCGCAGGUGAAGAUAAAGAGACUAAAAAUCUGGAAUACAACAAUGAUAAAUCUGCUACUCAUAUUAACGAAGAUUUGAUUGAAGGUUCUGGCGAAGGGUCUGGUUUCUCUGGUGCUCUUAAUUUUGAUUUUACAGAUCACACAGAUAGUACCUUGGAUAAAACUAUCGAUGACUUGAAAAACGAAACAGUUAUUAGAAUAUUAAAGUCGGAGGAAUUAUUAUCUGCACAUAAUACCAACGAAAAUGAUGAUUUGAUAGAAGGGUCUGGUGAAGGGUCUGGUGUUGGUGUUGGCAUUGGUGACUACGAUGAUACUCCUGGUUUAGAGACAACUACUGUUGUAGUAGAAGAUUUCAUCCCUGAGCCAGUCAAUAAAAUAUUUACAGAAGAGAUAAACUCCACUGACAUUGACUUUCCUGUACCAAAAACUCCUAAUGUUUUUAAAGGUGGCCCUAAUUGGCAUGAAGAACCAGACCCCGAAAUUGUUACUGUAGUCUCUGUUCCUUCUGAAGUACCAAGAGAUACUACGGUAUCUGAACAAAUACGUGUUACUCAGCCCUCUGAAGUCCUUGGUCAGGCUCCACCCGGAGAAGAAAAUGUUGUCACUCAUAAAACCGGUACAUACGUAUGCAUCGCUUUGAUAAUUGUUCUUCUAGUAGGUUUAAUAGGAUUUGCUAUUACUAAAGGGCAGAUGAGGAAAAGAAGAGAUCGAAGAAUCCUUAGACAACAAAAACGAGACGUAGAAAAGGCUUCUAAAGAGAUGGUAGAUAUGAACAAAUCCUUAUUAGGUAAACCAGCUACAGUCGACAACGCUAAGGAGAGAAAAGUUAAUGGAAAAUAUGAACUUGUACCAACACAUGAGUCAGUUCAGAAAAAAGGAAAUGGUGAUGUUGCCAAUGGUAUAAAACAUGAAGGAGAAAGGACUGACAGUCCUCAUGAUACUAAUCAAAACAAAAGCAGUUCAAUAGAUAAUAAUUUAACUCUUGAUAACCAAAUGCCACAGCAGGAAACGUCGUUUGAUUCAGAACCGGGUAUAACUAAUUCUCGCAAAGACACCAACUCAUUGUCUAGUGAAGAUAUUUUUGUCCCUAUAAAUGAUGAUGAUAAUGCAAGAGCAAGCAGCAACUUAGAUUUAGAUAUAUCUCAACCACUUAUAAACGGAGAUCCUAUUGCUGAUUCGGAUUACUUAUCGCCAUCUCGUGAAUAUGUACCUGUAUAUUCUCCCGAUAUGGGAAGAGUUCGAAUUAAAAUGACAGAAACACCUAAACCGAAAACUCCAGUGCUAGUCACUAGAAGUAGGUCUAAUGCUGGAGAUAUAAUUAUUACACCAACAUUAGAUGGAAAUGCGUCAAAAUCAACUACUUGAAACUUAGUUUUACAGAGCAGAAUAAGAACAAUUAUUUGUGUCUUCAGUGUCACAUAGCAAGCACUUCACUAUUGGCUAAAUUCUGUGAUUAUUCCGUGUAACAUUUUGUGUGAGAAGUGGAAUGCGUAAGGGACUCUAUGAGUUGAAAGAAGUUAUUGACUGUAUUAAGUACUGCCAAAGUGUGUUUGUAGUCGACAGUGCCUUUAUUGUAACUGUGUAGUGGUUUAGAUAUAUUUAUGAGAUAUUGCGCGAUAAAUAGAAAUAUUUUUAUACAUGUAAAAUGUUGCCAUGUUCAUUAUAAUAUAUAGAUGUAAAAAUUGUUUUAAUUAUUAUGAGAAACAAAUUGUUGAAAUUAAGUUGGUAACACAAUUUGUACAAUCUAGCAUUGUAUUCUCUUUCGGUUUCGGUACAAUUCUUGAGUUGUCAAUGGUUGUGUACUUACCUAUUUUAUCCCGAAUAUACUAACGGCAACGUUAAGCAACGAAUGUUUGAGCUGGUUGUAGUCUAUUACCUUAUAAUUUCCUAUUUUGAGAGUACGAAUACAUCUAGAUUCGUCUUUUUUGCGAUCUAAGCAUAAGUUCCUUAUGAAUAAUUUUAUUAAAUUAUUAGUUAUAUAAGAUUGUGAUACCAUUUAUUUUAAGUAACACAUGCUACUAGGGUAACAAUAAUUAUGUAUGCAGGAAAUUUGUUCAUUCAUUGUACAUUUUAUUUUCUAUAGAUAACUUGUUUGAAAAUUAUUUUACCCUUUUUAGUAAGACAUAUUUAAUUGCUGUAUCACUUUGCUUUUGCUGACUUGUUUUAAUUGUUUCAUUUUUAUUUAUCGACAUUUAAUUUUUUUUUAUUUAAACAAACUUUUCACUAUGUUAUAAAAGAUCAAAACAGAGAACAAUAAAGUAUUUCAAUAUAAAGAGAUUUAUAACUGAUGUAAUUUUAUUUUGAAUGAUAUAAACCGUUAAUUGAA